Messenger RNA from Mangifera indica (mango), 1215 nucleotides. RefSeq lists its product as uncharacterized. Gene Ontology annotation, molecular function: zinc ion binding. The record is from RefSeq and is a predicted model, not a curated record. The transcript has 2 exons. NCBI's taxonomy places the organism in Eukaryota, Viridiplantae, Streptophyta, Magnoliopsida, Sapindales, Anacardiaceae. Bases 1 to 1215 code for a protein of 404 amino acids.
AUGGAUGAGGAGGAUCGAUUUAAAUACUUUUACAUGGCAUUCGGUUGUAGUAUCUGUGCAUUUCAGCAACAUAUUCGACCGGUUAUUUGUAUUAAUGCUGCUUUCUUGAAGGGUCGAUAUCUGAGUCAACUAUUUAUUGCUGUCGCAUUAGAUGGGAAUAAUCAAAUAUAUCCACUUGCUUUUGGGAUUGGUCCUAGGGAAGAUCAUUACACAUGGUCCUGGUUUUUAACAAAACUGAGGGAUUGUAUUGGGGAGGUACCUCAUUUGGCCAUCAUUUCAGAUCGACAUGUCAGCAUAUUUUCUGCAUUGGCUGAAGUUUUCCCUGGUGUGCAUCACGGUUAUUGUUGUCACCAUCUUCAUUGUAACAUGCAGUCCAAGUACAAAAAGAAUGUUAAAAUCGCAUUAAUGUACUGGAAAGCAGCCAAGGCAUACACUGAAUUUGAAUUCCAACUGGUCAUGAAGUCACUGUCCCGUUUGCACCCUGAGGCAACUGCAUACCUGCAUGAAGUGGGUUUUGAUCGAUGGGCACGAGCAUAUUUUCCAGGCCAUAGGUACAAUGUAAUGACUACCAAUAUUGCUGAGUUGUUUAAUGCCUUGGUCAAACACGCUCGAGGUUUACCUAUUACUAUGCUGAUCGAGUUCAUUAGAGAUACUUAUACCAGUCCAGUCACACCUUGGGUUGAAGAUAAGAUCGCAAAACGUGUACAGAAGUCUUCGAACUUAGAAGUGCGUCCUAUAACAACUGAGCGAUACCAGGUUCUUGGUAGUGGCCAAUGCCAAUAUGAUGCCCUAGUAGACCUGACGGAGCAUACAUGUACUUGUAGAAAAUUUCAAUUAUCAAAGAUUCCUUGCAUGCACGUUAUUGCUGUAGCCAGAUAUAUGAAGCUUACAACUUACCUUCAAUGGGUGCAUUCAUACUACAGCACAGCUUUUUAUCGAAUAGUGUAUGUAGACGCAGUCAAUCCAUUGGGAGAUCAGUCAGAGUGGCUUCAUCCGGAGGAGGCAACUGUUAUCCACCCACCAUAUGUGCAUCGUCGUCGUGCAGGACGUCCAGCAAAUAAAAACAGACGACCUUCUCAAGGAGAGGUUGUUGAACAACUUAUCUGUAGCCGAUGUCAUCAACCUGGACAUACAAGACAAAACUGCAGAAGCCCUAUUCCAGUACCUAAUUCUGUACCAUCAAGUUCAGGAAGAAAGAAGAAAGAUGGAAAAUAA